Molecule: messenger RNA, 1641 nt
Organism: Xyrauchen texanus (razorback sucker)
Lineage: Eukaryota; Metazoa; Chordata; Actinopteri; Cypriniformes; Catostomidae
Product: lysosome membrane protein 2-like
Exons: 6
Coding region: 558-947 (129 amino acids)
Biological process (GO): receptor-mediated endocytosis; protein targeting to lysosome
Cellular component (GO): cytoplasm; membrane
Molecular function (GO): scavenger receptor activity
Source: RefSeq, a predicted model, not a curated record
CAAAAAAAAAAGUGCUGUGUUAUAAUCUCACCCAUUCAUUUCCUAUGGUUGGUCAAAUUUGACCGCGAACAUCACAAGUGUCGCUUUUUGUGUCACACGGCCUGCCUAAAAUCAUCGAAUCUAGUCCAGUUUUUGUGUGUGUUUAGAUGGAAAAUGUAGGAAAAAUAACCAAGUUCUUCAUGGAACAUCAGAACAAACUUAUAUUGCUAAUUGUAUGUAAACACGCUGUAACUGAUGAUUGAUCUGGAUGGUUCUGCAGGUCCAUCCACAUGCGUAUGAGAAGGACGUGGAGGUAAAGGAAUCCCGCUUAUCGCUUCACGCCACCCCGCGCCGCGUUCGCCAGCUGCAAAAACAACCCUGAGAACGAGGGAUUCUGUCUCUCGCCAAAGCAAUGUCUGGACGACGGCGUUCUGGACGUGUCUCCGUGUCGCAAAGGUGCUCCUGUAAUCGUGUCAUUUCCUCACUUUCAUCUUGGCGAUAAGAAGUAUGCCGAUGCCAUUGAUGGUAUUUCCCCAGUUUACUCUCGUCAUCAGACCUUUCUGGACCUCAACCCGACAAUGGGAAUGCCUGUCCGUGCGAUGAAACGAGCUCAGAUCAACAUUCGUCUAGAGAGAAUAUCCGGCUUCACUUUGACCAGGAAUCUCAACAACAUCAUCUUCCCCAUCUUAUUUCUGAACGAGUCGGUCGUGAUUGACGACGUUUCCGCCGGCAGAAUUCAGAACCUUCUGCUGAUCGUAACACUGGUCUCUCAUUUCCCGCUGAUCCUCGUCUCUCUGGGUGUCAUUCUGCUCUUCGUCACCAUCAUCCUCAUCGUACGAUAUUGCCAAAACAAGCCGUCUGUGGAGAAAGACACAUCGUACACUCCCGUGAGCGCCAAAUCUGAUGAGCCAGAUGAGAAAAAUGGAACGUGCAUCGGUCUGACGCCUGUGGGUUUACAGAAGUCCUGACCUGCUGCGUGUGUGAUGUCACAAUGCUGUCUAACGGGGACUGAUGCUAGUGUUUAGAGUAGUGUGUCAGUAAACGUUCCAUAUUUGAGAACGCUGCCUCUCAAACUCAGGACAAGAGCAGAACCGAACAGCAAAAACAGGCUGUUAUCAUAUCACAAAACAUUAUUGAACUAUUCCAGAGAAUAUAUUUCCUCCAUAGGGGGCGCCAUCAUUUUAUCACAGAUGCAAGUGUGUGUCCAUUCUUUGUGUUCCACUGAAGAAACAACAACACACAGGAUUGGGAAGACAUGCGGUCGAGCUAAUAAUGUGUUGUUGUUGUUGUUGUUGUUGUUGUUGUUGUUGUUGGGUGAAGGAUUGUUUAAAUGACUGAAGAGAUGUAUGCUGGAUGUGCUUGGAGAAAUAUGUCAUUAUGGAACUACAGUUGUGCUCAAAAGUUUGCAUCCCCUAGCAGAAAAUGUGAAAUUUUGGCAUUGUUUUGGAAAAUGUGACUCAUGCACAAAAAAACUUUUAUUUAAGGAUAGGGAUCAGAUGAAGACAUUUAUGAUCACAUAGUUGUUUGGCUCCUUUUUAAAUCAUAAUCAGUGCCGGACUGGGAAGAGAAAUUGUCCCGGGAUUUUUGAGGCAAAAGUUGUUGGGGGGUGGUUGUGGUGUGGGUUAGUUGAGCCAAAAGGUAUUGAAGGGGGGUUUGGGGUGU